Messenger RNA from Fomitopsis serialis, 3548 nucleotides. RefSeq lists its product as uncharacterized. The record is from RefSeq and is a predicted model, not a curated record. The coding region runs from base 86 to 3301 and encodes 1071 amino acids. The transcript has 6 exons. Lineage: Eukaryota; Fungi; Basidiomycota; Agaricomycetes; Polyporales; Fomitopsidaceae.
UCGACGCCCAUUCUCCAUAUAAUUCUCGCACAUCCGUCUGUGUCCCUUCGCCUUCCCAUCCUCAUUCGCCCUCGAACGCUUCGCCAUGCCUAACCAAACGUUCUUGUGCAAACUAUGUGGAUGCGUCGUUUAUGCGCCCAGCCGUGACGCGCAUCGACGGCAGAAGCACCAAAUAUGUUCGGACUGCGUGUACCCAGACGGGGAACGCGUUACGCUGGAGAAGGAUUUCGCAACGGGCAAGUACCAUUGUCGGCGCUGCAAUUACUCCAAUGCAGUCAUCCGUUACAUGCGCACCCACAUAUCGGCGUGCCAUGCGCUCUCGAAUCCCGACGAUGAAGAUGCUGCGUCGAUUGAAGAAGUCGAGGACGGACUAGGUCCACCGCCGUCGCAGCUAGCACGUCCGUCGCAAUGCCCUCCGUCGCAAUGCCCUCCGUCGCAAUGCCCUCCGUCGCAGCCCCCUCCGACGCAGCCCCCUCCGGUCCAUUCCCAACGUCGCAGUCGCUCUUCGCCACCUCCAGUGGCAGUCGGAACUCUAUGCGACCCUGAUGAUCUUUUUGCCCCAAUUCCUAGCCCGUCUCCCGUCUCUCGUUCUCCGCCCAAGUCGGAUUUGCCUGCCUCCUCGCCUCCUUCUUCCUCGCCUCUCGCUCCUCGCCCGCCUUCUCCGGACCCCCUGGUCACCCAUCUGUCCGACCUCUCUCCCCCUGACAAUGCAGAAGACGAGGCUGCGAACGACGACGAUCCGGCCCCGGUCGUCUUACCUGACGACGACACGGAGGUCACCUCCGACUUUCAGCGGUGGGGGAUCGUCGUCAAUCUCGCUCACAAUGUCGUUAUAUGCGUUAGCUGCCAUAAAGUCGUCCUCGCUAGUUCCGUCUUCACGCACCUGAAAUCGCACGGAAUUUUUGACCUCCAUUCGCGCGAUGUCUCGGAAGCCCUCCUUCCGUUCAGUCUCAUAGAUACACGGGCCGCCAUCGUCCCUCGCAUUCCUUUUGGCGCCUCUACCAUCAAUGCUAUCUUCGGCCUGAACAUCAUCGAGGACUGUGCGUUUUGUUCGGUUUGCCAUCGCGGGUAUGGCUCGGUCGACUCUCUGAAGAAGAACCACUUCGCCGUCUCGAACUGCAACCCCGCUCGCCAGUACCACGAAGGCCCUGGCCAAACUUUCUUCACGAACAACUGUCGCCGCGUCUUCCCAGUCUCUCUCCCUGAUCCUGAGCCUGUAGAUCCCUCAACGAGUAUCUUCGAAUCCUUCCUAGCCACGAUUAUAUGCCCGGAUCCCGCUCUGGACCCGCUUUCGGAGCCUGCUAAUGACCGCUCACUUAGCCGCUUUCUGGCUCGCGAGCGAUGGCUCGACGUCGUUCGCAAAUUUCCGCCCGCUUACCUUCACUACCUCAUCGACGAGGAGCCCGCCCAUCCCUUCAUGAAGCCCAUACGCGAGGUCGCCCACGCAUAUUUCGAGAAGGUCGUCCAACUCCUCGCGUACACGUCUCCGCACUUCAAACGGCAGAUGGCUCAGUACGGCGACGGCCCAUACGGCGGUGCGUUCAGUACUGUUCGACCGGGCACAGCGCUCCAGUAUUCCAGAUACUUGGCGCGGCUCGUCGUCUUCGUCCUACGUGCGCAGGAGCCCACGGACUCCAUUCACGUUGUGCCUCUCUCCGAAGACCAGUGCAUUGCGGCUCAACGUCUCGUGGAGGCUCUCGCUUCGCAGUCGGAUGCUGACCUCCACGGUCUCCUCCAUACCCUUCUUUAUGCUCUCGUCACGAACACGCCUUCCGAUGCGACCCUUGACUCGUUCGUCUUCGCCAUCUCAAACUUUCAAGUCCUUACCGCCGUCACCGCCCAAGGCUUCUUACGAACCAACGACAUACGACGGCUCAACGCUCAGCUAAUAUACAUCAUCCGGUCCGUGAUGUUCACCGAACUCGUCUCGCGUAUGCAGGCCGACAAUCUGCAAUUCUACCCUGUAUACCAGCAGCUCCGACCCUUCCUUGUUGCGGAGGCGCACACCCCUUUCGCAUACUGUGCCGCGCUCUCUGGCAUCCUCGGCAGCAUCGAGAGUCAAGAGGAUAUGAUGCCGCAAUUUCAAUUCAAGGAUCUGCAGCGCAAGGUCAUCUUGUUCCACGAUAUCGAGUUCUCGCACGCGUCUGUAGCCACCGUCGUUAGAGGUGCGAUGGCCGAGUACGAUUCUCUGCUAUCGUCGAAGCUCCUCUGCGGUCUUUCCAAGGACGACCCUGCGUUCAGGCUCCCGCAAGAUAUCUCCAAAAUAUUCGACCAACCGCAGAACCAUACGCCCGGCUUCAGCUUCUUCGAGGAUACGCGCAAUGACCUAUCUCACCUUCAGUACGCUCUCCUCCGUCGUUUGGUCGAGCCGCACGGCUCUUCGGGUCCCUUCCACUACGUGCACAACGAGCGUUUGGUAUGGGUAGCGGAUAGCUGUUUACGAUUCCUCCGUGAUGCUUACGAGGCUGAGCAACGCCUUUGCACGAUGAUUCAUCUCUCCUACGGUCAGCCGGCGCGAGGCGAAGAGCUCGCCAGCAUGACCUACCGUAACAUUCCUGGAGGCUCCGCCCGCGCUGUAUACGUCUUACAUGGCAUGCUCGUCCUUGUGGCGGGUACUGGAAGUGCGCAGAAAAGACCGGUCGCGACAAGGUCAUCGUUCGUGCGCCCGCUCCUGAAGUCGCUCAACGCCUGCUGUUCCACCUCGGCGUCAUACGUCCUGCCCAGCACAUUCUCGCCCAGCUUUUCCUGCCGAAGGCCGAUGCCGACAGGUUCAAGCACUACUUGUUCCCCGGUCUGCACAAGACCACCACCGGCGAGGAUGUCUCGGCGUAUAUGCGCUCCGACAUGGAGAUGCACCUCGGGGCCCCUAUUGGCGUCCGUGACUACCGGCAGCUCGUGUCUGCCCUUACGAGGUGGAACCGCGACCCAAGCUUGGCAGCCCAGUCCGCACACCCCUACGAGCACCAGCGUGGCCACGAAACGGCGACGUUCGACGCCCAUUACGGCUUCAGCACCGACAUGCUUGGUGUUGGCAACCAAAAAGCGAUCGUCACGGACAUCGUUGCCAGUACACAUUGGCACAAUGACACAGGGCUUGGUCCGAAGUUCGUCCAGGACGAGUAUCAGCUUGUACUCGCUUCGGACGCAGCUGUCGCCCCAUCCUCGGCAUCUGCGACGGUCUCAGCAGCCGCAAUCGCAGGGGAAAUCCAGACCCACCUCGCCGACUGUCUUCCUGCCGCCCUCGUCACUGUUCUUCUGCCGAAACUUGAGCAGCUUCUCACGCGGUUUGCGGCCGUCAUAACUUCCGAUCGUCCCCCGUCGGUCUUCACAAUCACCCCUGCUUCCGUCGUUCAAUAUCAGGUGCACUCCCAUCGCCUACGGGCCCUGCGCGACUUCUUGGUCAAACGGACGGCCUCGUUCACGACACCGUUGCAGGCCCAGGCCCUCGAGGUCUACCUGAGCCGCAAAGUUAACAUGCUGGUUUGCCUCCCUACAGGUCACGGCAAGUCCCUCCUCUUCUUUCUGCCUGCGAAGAUGUACGAAGCCGA